This is a messenger RNA of Mycena citricolor, 524 nucleotides long. The record is from the annotation of a GenBank genome assembly. NCBI's taxonomy places the organism in Eukaryota, Fungi, Basidiomycota, Agaricomycetes, Agaricales, Mycenaceae.
AUGACACUCCGGCCCGCACCCCCAUUGUUCCGACGGUCCGGCUCCCAUUGUUCCCCCCGAUCCGGCCCCUCAUUGUUCCCUGGCCCCAUUUCAUAUCUGCUCGAGGAGUUCAUCUCCACAUCGCCCGGAGAGAAAUUCAAGAAGUUCGUUCACAACGGCGAAGCGGUUCCCGCCCUUGCACCCCAAGAUCCUGAUUUCUACAUCGCUGAAUUCCUUUGUUUUACUCAGCACUUCCAGUACACCAAGUCGGGAGGGCUGGUGAUUCUUUCGGAUCUCCAAGGAUCAUCGACCCUCUUGACGGAUGCACAGAUCAUGACCUCCUUCACGCUGACGGACAAAGAGGUGUUUGGUGGGGGAAACAUCCCCACUAUCUUUGACAGAUUCGAAGUCGAGCACCAAUGCAAUGUGUACUGUCGCGCAUUUGGAAUGUUGCCCUUCAAGGUAUCUGAUGAGGAGGGCGCAAAAUUUUGAUAUUCAUUCUGUACUCGGUCUAUUUCAUAACAAUGACUGCUGAAUUAACUGUA